CAAAGUUGCCAAACAGAAUCCUAACUGAGGGGUUUAUGGCUGACACUGAAGGUGGAAUUGAAAUCUUGAAAUAGUUACAUAAAAAGCAGAGAUUUUAAUGGGGGAACCCGGUAAUGGCUACGACAGCAGCAGUGGGGAGGAAGAUGGAGAUGCCAGGUGGAGGGCUGCCAUCGAAUCCGUCGCCGGAACUACCAGCUACAUCUCUUCUUUCAUGAAUGGCUCUUCCUCUGCCUCCAAGGAAAAGUCGCGAGCCAAACCCAGUGAUGACGACGACGAUGGACAGCGGAAACCCAAAACCCAGCAGAUGAAGCACUACCAAGUCAAGGCACAAAGGCUUUUGGAUGACAUCAUAGAAAACACAUUAGAGAUUGUAAAAGAGCCUAUGCCCAUCCUGGAUGAGGAUCCCAAGAUCCAAGAAGGUGGCGUUCGCCUAUUCAAACAUGCUCAGCCAGGAAUAGUGUUUGAUCAUGUAGAUGAGCCCGAGCCACCAAGAAAAAGACCUAGAAUACUUCCUGGAGAGGAUAUUGAUGAGAAAUCAAAGAAGUUUAAACGGCAGGUUCGCUCUGUUGCUGUCAAUGGGAGAGAUAUUAUGGCUUCAGCAGAAGAUGCAUAUCAGAAGGCUUUGGCUAGACUAGAAGCUAGAGAUGCGGCAGCAAAAGCUGCCGCCCAGAGAGAAAAGGAAAGAGUUGAAAAUUUGAAAAAGGUUAGGGGAGAGAGAUGGUUACCUUCCAUGGCCCGGGACAUGCAGCUUGGGUAUAAACACUGA
Neltuma alba is the source of this 766-nucleotide messenger RNA. RefSeq lists its product as uncharacterized. The coding region runs from base 98 to 766 and encodes 222 amino acids. The record is from RefSeq and is a predicted model, not a curated record. Lineage: Eukaryota; Viridiplantae; Streptophyta; Magnoliopsida; Fabales; Fabaceae. The transcript is spliced from 4 exons.